UGUCAAUCAACUUUAACGCGACCGCAUUAAGGAUCCUUCGACUCUUCCUAUCUCCUCCUCCAUUAUACCCUCGUCGAUUGAUCUCUCUCACCUUAUACCAACGACCUCUCAGGGUACCCCCCGCCAUCACCAGAAAUCCAAGAUACCCCCCGUCUCUGUCUCUAUGGCAUCACAAGCACCCGUUCAACCGCGCCAGUAUUCCGGGAGUUAUCUGCCAAAUGGCGGAGCUCCAUCAGGCCCCGCUCCUGGCGCAGUUCCUCUUCUUCCAAACCAAGGCCGCGUGAUACAACAGGGAAGCACGAGAGUCCUCUGCAUUGCUGAUGUGCGAGGCAAUCUCCAGUCGCUGAACCAACUCGCCGCGGAUGCAAGAGCAAGCUACAUCAUCCAUACAGGUGAUUUCGGUUUCUAUGACGACCGCUCUCUCGACCGCAUUGCCGAAAAAACCCUCAAGCAUGUCGCACAAUACUCCCCCCUACUUUCCGAUGCUACCAAGCGCUCUAUCGCAUCCGCCCCGCCGCAGCCACCAAUCAAGGAACGGUUUGUACGGGAACAUCUACCGCUCUCCGAGUUACCUCUCUUCUUGAACAAGACCUACACUCUCAAUGUGCCUGUAUACACGGUCUGGGGAGCUUGCGAGGAUGUUCAGGUUUUGGAGAAGCUUCGCUCGGGUGAGUACAAGAUCGACAACUUGCACAUCAUAGAUGAAGCCCAUUCCCGACUCCUCGAUGUCGGCGGCGUUAAGCUUCGUCUGCUUGGUCUCGGUGGUGCCGUGGUCAUGCACAAGCUAUUCGACAACGGUGAGGGCAGAACCACCAUUGCCGGUGGACAAGGCACAAUGUGGACUACUUUGCUACAGAUGGGUGAACUAGUCGACACCGCAAAUCGCGUCUAUGAUCCUACCGAAACUCGAAUCUUCGUCACCCAUGCCUCCCCCGCCCGUGAAGGUCUCUUGAACCAGCUUUCUGUCACCCUCAAGGCCGAUUUCUCCAUCUCAGCUGGCCUUCACUUCCGCUAUGGCAGCUCGUACAAUGAGUUCAGUGUCAACCCCACUUUGGAUCAUUACCGUGGAAAGCUUGCUGCUUCCAAGGCGUCUUUCAAUGACGUUUGGGAUACGGUCAAGUCUGAGGUCGAGCCUGCUGUCUCCGACAGUGAGUCUCAGCAAAGACUGCUGAAUUUGGCUAUUGAAAUCGUCAACAAAAUGCCAUCCGUCGCACAGGGAGGAAACCCCUUCGGCGGCCCGGCUCCGGGCCCUCAGAGUGGCGUCAUUGAUGAGUCGGCCUUCAAGAACAUGUGGAAUUUCAACCUUGCAGAUGCCGCCUACGGUUGGCUCGUUCUGGACGUCGACAACGGUAGGAUAGGCACGGAGAUGAGGGCGCAGGGUUUCAACUUCGCUCAUCGCGGUGGCAAAGCUGCACCUGGACAGCCCGCACCUGGACAGCAACCAGUUCCAGCUGUUGCCAGUACUGCCCCGGCUACCGCCCCAAGCCCAGCUGCCCAACCUUCACCCGCCCAGGCACGUGCCAAUGUGCCUCCAGCCAGCACUCCCCAACAAGGUGCUCGUCAAGCCGUACCCACUCCACCAAUUUCUCAGCAGCAACAUAUCAAACCCGCAGGACAGCCUGCACGAACUGGUCCAUCUCCCGUUCCCGCCGCUACCCCUAAGGAGCCAAUCAAGCCAGCAACACCCCAACCCAGUGCUCUUGCCGGUGCUUCGGCGCCUGCGAACGCCGCAGCGGAGAAGGCAAUUCCAAGUGAGGUCAAGCCCAAUGGAACCUCGGCACCAGAGAAGGGACCAUCCUCGCCCGCGCCCAGGGAGCAGGCCGAGAAGAAAGACAGCAAAGCUCUCUUCAUUGUCAACGUCAAGGACGAAGAGGAGGCCAAGAAUCUCCUCAGCGACGAAGACAAGGCCAAGGUGGAGAAGAUUGAGAAGAUCAAGCACUUCUAUGUGGCGCACUUUGCCACUCCUACCGACAUGACCGCCGCCUUCCAUCGCAUCCCCGCAGAGGUGAAGAACAACAAGUCACCUGAGAAGCCAAGCGUCAAGAUCUACCGUGACCCUGCACAGCGAUACGGUGCCGGGAGCUGGCAGAGCAGCAGCCGAGGCGGAAUCCAAGGCGGGGGAUACCGCAGCGGAGGCGCUUCUGACAGUGAGGGAGGUCGCGGGGGCCGAGGCCGUGGCGGAUUCCGUGGCGGUGAGCGUGGUGGCCAACGUGGAAGAGGUGGAGGUCGCGGACGAGGAUUCCGUGGAGGUCAAGGCGAGGGAGCUUCGGCAUCGACUGGCGAUUCAUGAACGCGUCGAUAGUACACCGUCUGUCGCUGCGUUUGGGUUGACUUUGGCUGUUGAUCAACAUCCGAGCCAGCAGUCAUGCCUUCCACUCCAAAUGUUGGCGGCUCACAGCUGCGCUUCUGAAUCACGCACUUGGCGGAAUUCUCAUAGUCUCGAUCUUUCUUCAGGCUUUUUCUGUGCUGAAGCCGCAUAACUCGUCUUAGCGGGCGCAGGUCUUUUGCGUUUCUUCUCAUUUUCUUUAUCUGCCCCUUGGCGGACGACGGGGCGGGGCGACCGGCGAAGUGGCGGGCUGAUUGAUUCUUUUGAAUCUGGUGUGGAUUAAGGGUUUUUCAAUGGCCGGUCUUUUUCUUCUGUAGAAAGACUUUGAUCCGCAUGUACCAUCAAAACGACUCCUGGGGCUUGCGUUUCUUUCCAAGGUCGUAGAUGGAGAGCGAAUCCCACACUGCCUGUGGACUCUUCAUAGAGUAUGUAUUGUAAUGGAUAAAAG
Molecule: messenger RNA, 2774 nt
Organism: Aaosphaeria arxii CBS 175.79
Lineage: Eukaryota; Fungi; Ascomycota; Dothideomycetes; Pleosporales
Exons: 4
Coding region: 164-2290 (708 amino acids)
Source: RefSeq, a predicted model, not a curated record